AUGGCUCGUAAUACCUCUGAAGCAAACUUGCAAAUUGCACCUGAAAAGCUUGAAGACAAUGCCAAGAAUUUGAGUGAUUUACGUGAUGACAUUCUUGGCCACAUCUUAUCCUUCAUGGAAACAAAGGAAGCAGUUAGAACGAGUACAUUGUCAAAACGGUGGAAGUACGUAAGGACAUUCACUCCCAACCUCGUCUUCGAUGAUUUCUGCUUCUGGUUUAUAAAAGAAAACCUUUGGAAACAGGUUGGGGAUUAUGUAGCAAGGGAGAUCCACCUUCGAGGUUUCGUGAGAAGCUUUGGUUUUGAAGUUCGUCAUUAUGGAAUCGUUGCUGCCCUCUUGAGGUCUUGGAUCACGGAGCUAGUAAUGCGUAAUGUUCAAGAUGUUUCCUUGCUUCUCAAUUCAAGUGAUGAACACAAUGUGCUACCUGACUGCUUGUUUACUUGCAAAUCACUUGUGCAUUUUAAAUUUAGUAUAGGAGGGAUCGUUUCCCUCGAACUUCCCGCUACAAUAUAUUUUUCGAAUCUCAAAACAUUGAAUCUUAGAAAUGUUCGAUUCUUAAAUGAGCACUCGACGAACCAGUUGUUUUCUAGUUGCCCGGUGCUUGAAGAUUUAACCCUCAAUGACUGCCGUUGGUCGGAUUUCCAGCUUAUCAAUAUCUGUGCACCCAAGCUCUUGAGACUGACUAUAUUCGAACGUGUGCACUUCCGUUAUACUAAUCCUAGCCUCAUGGCUGCCGGAUAGCGGUUUUCGGACCUAACUUGACAGAUUUUAUUUAUGAUGGUUCCAAAAGGCGUAGGAGAGCUCUUGGAUGAUACGCCCAUGUUCAAGAACCUAACCCGUUUGGAUGUAAAUGGCUAUGUUCAUGGAAGUUUGGUGCUCAAUUCUAACAUUGGACUGAUGAAGCUGCUGAAGAACUCUCCUCGUCUAGAAGUGCUUAAAGCUUCAUGGGUUUUUCGUCUACCCCUUGACCAAGAUGAUAUAAAUCCGAUGCCGCCAUGUUCCCGUUCACAUCUAAAGAUCAUCGAAGUUCAUAUAUCUGAUGGAAAAGAGUCAUACAAUGCACUCAAGAGUCUGUUAAGGAAUGCGCAUGUCCUGAAGAAGAUAGUUAUUUCAUUCUGUUGUGACUCAAAGAGAGAUAAAUUUUGGGAUCGCCGGAUUUUAAAGCUUCCCAAAAUAUCAAAAGAUUGUAAAGUGAUUGUUGAACGAUCAUAUGAUG
This is a messenger RNA of Rosa chinensis, 1216 nucleotides long. Its product is annotated as putative FBD-associated F-box protein At5g56700. Lineage: Eukaryota; Viridiplantae; Streptophyta; Magnoliopsida; Rosales; Rosaceae. Gene Ontology annotation, molecular function: protein binding. The record is from RefSeq and is a predicted model, not a curated record.